CUCCCAUUUUGAGCACCUGACUGUGGUACUCCAGUGAGCAACAACAACAGAAACAUUUGUAGCGUUGUCCCGGUACGUGUUUGCCUAGCUAGUAUUAUUUCAGCGCUUUUUUCUGUCGUUGGUAGUGUAUAGUUAAAGUGUAUAUUUUUGAAAUGAAGCUGCAAUGUUUAGUCGUUGCUCUGUGCUUCGGCGUGGGUGUAAUGGCUGGGAAAUACUCUCGUGAAUUGAACGACCCCAAGCCGAGUGGCAGUGAUGGACAGACGGUGGAGUUCAGGAUAGCGAAGCUCAACCAGGUGUGGGAGAAGGCUAAAAGGAUGCAGUUGUCCCCAGUGCGGCAGGCUGAGCUGCACAGUGACCUUAAGAUCCAGGAGAAAGAUGAGCUACAGUGGAAAAAGGCGAAGGUGGAGGGGCUGGAUGAAAACGGGGAGAAAGAGGCCCAGCUCCGACGUAACUUCAACGUGGUCCUGGCCAAGUAUGGAAUGGAUGGGAAAAGAGACACUCGACCACUGGAGAGCAACUACCUGAAGGACCACGACACCAAAGAGGGUGACAUAUUUGAUGAUCCCAAGCUGGACAAACUCUGGAAUAAGGCCAAGAGCUCAGGGAAGUUCUCCAAUGAGGAGUUGCUGAGCCUGAAGAGGGAGUUCCAGCAUCACAAGGACAAGAUCCACGAGUACAACAUCCUCAUGGAUACCAUCAGCAGGACUGAGGAAAUACACAAGAAUGUGAUCUCUCCCCUGGAGGGCGACGCCAAAGAGCACGUGCUGCACCAGAAGCACACGGACCUAAAGCAGAAAAUGAGAGACCUCAACCAGGGCUUCGAGCGCCUCCGUAAGCUCAGCCACGAGGGCUUCACUGAAGAUAGCGAGUUUCGGGAGCCUCGUGUGAUUGAACUGUGGGAGGCUGCCAAGAGAGCCAACCUCAGCGAAAAUGAGCUGGACUCUCUCAAGGAGGAGCUGCGUCACUUUGAGACCAAGGUGGAGAAGCACAGCCAUUAUCAGGAGCAGCUGGAGCUUUCCCACCAGAAGCUGCGACACGUGGAGACUUCAGGAGACAAAGAGCACAUCAAGAGGAACCAGGAAAAGUACAACACACUCGCUGAGAAGACCAGGGAGAUGGGCUACAAGAUGAAGAAACAUAUGCAGGACUUGUCCAACAAGAUCUCUCGUCAGGGACUCGAGCACAAUGAGCUCUGAGAAGCUCAGAUCAUGGUCAUCACAUCAGUGAAGGUUGAAUGAACUGAAAUAAUUCCCUCUACAACCACACACAACAUUCCCCUUCAACUACUGUAAAAAAAAAAAAAAAAAAACUCAGUGUUUUCUACUUUUCUAGUGAUAUUAGUUGUUGAUUUGUUUAGAAAUAGCUGAAUGAAUGAAUUGCUUGUACAUAAUAUACAUAUGAGAAAUUCCUUAUGAAUCAGCUGCACUUAUUGUGAUAACUAACUGGUGAGAUUAUCAGUUAUGGCACAGAUCAAAUAAAUAUGGAACAGUUUACAUACUAGUCUGGUACUCUGUAGCAACAUGUAUUUGUACAACUAAUGGCAGGCAGGUGUAGAAGGAAUGUCUGGCUGAAAAUGUGGCAGUACUCCAAGAAAGCCAAAUUUUGUGGGGGCGGUAGGUGAGAGAUGGACAGCAGCAGCUGAGUCACUCUUCACUAGAUGAUGUAGUUUAGCUGCUGAGGGAUGGAAUAUAGGCACAUUGUGGUGGCAAGACAAUUUAUCCACACCUGUCUGUCGUUCGCUGUGCAAGUAAUAAAUGCUACAUCAGAUAGGCUGUUACUACUGUAGCAACUCAUACCUUGGUCUGCGGAAAUAUUGUAAUGUUAUUACUGCUAUUGUCUAAUCAAUGUAAAAUGAAGAAUGCUUUGCAGAUACAGGUAAGAAGCACUGAAACCUGGAAAUGUAACAGCAAUCUUUAAUAUUCAGUGUUGCCAACAACAUACAAACAGUCAUAUUUUAAAAAUAUAGUUUAAUAUUAUUCAUAUUGUCUUGGCAUAAAUAAAUGCAGUUAUUAUUUACAAGUCCUGUCGAGGAAAGCAGUCCCUGUAGUGACAUUAACAGGCUAUUCUUGGUAAAAUGUUAAGUUUUUCUAACUCAUCAUCAUGUUGUUUCUUUCUCCUCGUCUCCUCCUCAGACACACCGGUGGGGAACUGCCACCAUAAAAAUAAAUUAGCGUCAAAUAUUGGACAAUUUGUCCUGAUGAUAUCAAGAGGGAGGUGAGAAAUUGGAACACACACUGUGCUUUUCCAUUUAUCAAUUCCUGCCCUCUCACAGAGCAGAAGCAGAGACAUUGAUUACUGUGAUGAAUAAUGUUACUGGCUGGCUGAUUACUCAGUCAUGUCCUGCUUGGGCCACAUGGGCCUGGAUUAAUGUAAUUUGCACAACUCUAAGAUGCUUAUUUCAAUCAAAUGCUUUUACGAUCUGAUGUGGAAUGAUAGCCAAGCCAGCUGGGACUCUUAACAGUCGUUUGUAAGGUGUCAGUGCGAUGAGUGGGGCUUGAUCUCAUUAUGUGAUCAUAUUCUGCUUCAACCCUGUGAUAAAUAAUUUGAAUUUAAAUAACAGCAGUUUGUGACCUCUUGGUAAGAGAGGUAACAACUAAUAGAGCCCGGCCCAAAUAGUCUGAAGAAAGUAAAUUUAAAAGAAAUUCCAUCUUAACAAAUUAUAGCUUGACGCGAAGCAAAGCUGCUGUCUAUCUUCGUCUUGUAUCUAUAAUAUCAGUGGUAAACAUUUGUUUUUGGUGCCAUUCCCUCAUAAUUAAGGCCAUUUAUACCAAAGCAACAGUCAUCCUGAGAGAAUCUUAAAAAAGGCAGACCUCAGCAGACAAGUGCCAUGCAGCCAAAAAAAACAUUUGUAGGGUGAAAGUCAUAAAGAGAAAUGCAGGACACACUAAUUUAAGUACAAGUAUAUGAGAAAUUACAACACUAACAGAACACAAAACACAUCCAAGAUGGCAGCUGCAUAAGAGACUUCCCAGACAUUUCCUAUUUUCUUCUUAUUCUUAGUGGAAUGGAUUGUUAGUGGGAAUUUCUUUACACAGGCAAAACUGUGGGUGUGUUUAAGUACAACAACGAUUGGUAUGUUGAUCAACUGCAGUUGAGCGUUAUAGCUUAUUCAGAGAGAUGGAGAGAAUCAGCAAUAAAAAAAAAAAACCUAUUUUGAAGUGUCAUCGAGUUGAGCGUUGCAGAGUCUGUUUGGUGGCCCUCGCCGCCUGCUCUCCAGCUGAGUCAGUCUGUCCUCCCUGCCCUGAACAUGCUCCGCCCCCACUCUGUGAGCUGUUUCCAUGGCAGAGAUGUCGAGGUGGGCGUACCUGAUGGAGCCCUCUUCUGGUUGGGAAAUCAGUGGUUAAAUGGGGAGAAAAGAGAAAACUACUACUUUGUGUCAUGUGUUCUUUAACUUAAAAUUGUCACGUGCAGGAAAAACAUGCAGUGACCUGUCAAUCCCUGACAUGCAUUGUUCACCCUGUAUUAACCUAAACCAUACACUAUUUUUUCCGACAACGUUUUCUUCAUUGGUAGUGCUGGAAUAUAACUGUAAACUGUUCAUUUCAUCUGACUGUAAAAAUGCAUACAAUAUUUUUAAGAUGUACUCCUUAAUAUGCCAUUUCACACUUGAGCAUUUUAAUACAUUUAGACUGCUGUAAAUUGCUCCUUUUCACAAUCCAAAAAUGUCUGAUUAUACCACAUAAAUUAGGCUCUGAACUAGCACUAAAAAUCUAAUUCAUGUCUGUUUUACAUGAAUAAAUUGUUUCUCCCCAUUCA
Messenger RNA from Siniperca chuatsi (mandarin fish), 3756 nucleotides. It is a transcript of the gene lrpap1, whose product is annotated as low density lipoprotein receptor-related protein associated protein 1. Gene Ontology annotation, molecular function: very-low-density lipoprotein particle receptor binding; heparin binding; low-density lipoprotein particle receptor binding. NCBI's taxonomy places the organism in Eukaryota, Metazoa, Chordata, Actinopteri, Centrarchiformes, Sinipercidae. Gene Ontology annotation, cellular component: endomembrane system; rough endoplasmic reticulum lumen; endoplasmic reticulum-Golgi intermediate compartment. The coding region runs from base 153 to 1196 and encodes 347 amino acids. Gene Ontology annotation, biological process: negative regulation of receptor internalization; negative regulation of very-low-density lipoprotein particle clearance. The record is from RefSeq and is a predicted model, not a curated record. The transcript is spliced from 8 exons.